Rosa rugosa (rugosa rose) is the source of this 1906-nucleotide messenger RNA. RefSeq lists its product as uncharacterized. The transcript is spliced from 5 exons. The record is from RefSeq and is a predicted model, not a curated record. Bases 66 to 1640 code for a protein of 524 amino acids. Gene Ontology annotation, cellular component: membrane; Golgi apparatus. Gene Ontology annotation, biological process: transport. NCBI's taxonomy places the organism in Eukaryota, Viridiplantae, Streptophyta, Magnoliopsida, Rosales, Rosaceae.
UCGGUUUCCUCUUCACUUUACCAUCACUCCUCUGCUGAGAAGAAUUGUCAGAGCAAGAGAGAGAGAUGGAACGAGGCAGAUGGUUUUGGGGAGAAAAGGGGUCAGCUUUAGGGUUGUUCAUAGUUGGGCUUAUUUUGAUCAUCAACGGCUGUAAUGCUUCCAUCCACGAGUACAGAAACGAAGCCUUUACUCCUCAGUCAAACGCCUUCUUCUUCCAUGGAGGCAGCGAAGGUCUCUACGCUUCUAAGGUCGUCGAUUCCUCUUCUUCUUCUUCUUCUUCUUCUUCAGAUACUCACGUCAAGGGCAAGUCCUUCAUCAGGUUUGAGAGUGUUACUUUUGUGAGGACAAAGGAGUCUGCGAAUAAGCAGAAUGAAAUGCAGCAGAGUACUGGUUUGGUGGAAGCUAUAAUUCUUGAGGUCAAGGACAGGGCUAGGAUUGGGGCUUCAUUCCUGAAAUCGAAUCUGAUAUGCUGCACCAGGAAUCUUUCUGAGGAUGGACAAUGCAUGGCGGCGGGGGAGGUUGUUAUCCACAAAAAUCCAGACAAUCCCGAGUGGCCUAGGCGCAUCCAAACUUUCUUUAAUGGAAAGAACGAAGAGGCUAAAAUGAAGUCUGAGACGGUUGAGAUAAAAAGUUCUGGAAUGUACUACCUGUAUUUUAUGUUUUGUAAUCCGGAACUCAAGGGCACGCUGAUUAAAGGAAGGACUGAUUGGAGAAAUCCAUAUGGUUAUUUGCCGGGGAAGAUGUCUCCUUUGAUGACAUUCUAUGGCUUAAUGUCUUUAGCUUACCUUGUGCUUGGCCUUGCCUGGUUUCUGAGGUUUGUUCAGUUUUGGAAGGAUAUCAUACAAUUGCACUACCACAUCACAGCGGUGAUUGCUCUUGGAAUGUGUGAAAUGGCUGUCUGGUACUUUGAGUACGUCAAUUUCAAUUCGACUGGAACCAGACCUAUGGGCAUUACGCUGUGGGCGGUAACCUUUAGAUCUGUCAAGAAGACACUCUCUCGUCUUCUUCUGUUAGUAGUUUCAAUGGGCUUUGGUGUGGUGAAGCCUACACUUGGUGGUAUAACCCCAAAAGUAUUUCUGCUUGGCGUGGUAUAUUUUAUGGCAUCAGAAGCACUCGAGCUUAUUGAAAAUUUGGGGAAUAUCAAUGAUUUUUCUGGAAAAGCAAAGUUACUUUUGGUCUUACCAGUUGCCUUCUUAGAUUCGUGCUUUAUUCUGUGGAUUUUCUCUUCGUUAUCAAAAACUUUGGAGAAACUUCAGAUCAGGAGAAACAUGGCUAAGUUGGAGCUAUAUCGAAAAUUUACCAACUCUCUCGCAGUGUCUGUGCUUCUGUCAGUGGCCUGGAUUGGCUUUGAGCUAUAUUUCAAUGCAACCGAUCCAUUGAGUGAGUUUUGGCAAAUCGCCUGGGUUAUUCCUGCAUUUUGGACUCUGCUUGCCUACGCUCUCUUGGCAGUGAUAUGUGUACUCUGGGCUCCAUCAAGUAACCCAACUAGAUAUGCAUACUCAGAGGAGACGGGAGAUGACUUUGAUGAGGAGGGCGUCUCGUUAACAAGUGGUGCUUUGAAGGUGAGUGGAGAUACAGCAGCUAUGCGAGAAUUUAACAAUGGGCUUGCAGAAGAUCUGGAGGAGGAUAAGCGAGAAUAGAGAUGUAAUCUUGCCCCGUAGAAAAUUUACCAUAAUGAAGCUUCAAUGACAUAUCCUGGGUGUGCUGUUGCUGUAAAUCUUGAUACACAAUCCAUGUUGUAUUAUGUAGAGAGAGAUUAGGUGAAUAGUUAUGGUACAAACAUAUAUGAAGACAGGAACUUACAAGUAAAUUUUACAGCUGUAUCGUAAUUGUCUGAUCACCUUCAGUUCAGGCAACGGAACGAAGAUAUUCUAGUUCAUGAUUAUCCAUUUACAUUUUCUGCUUC